This is a messenger RNA of Phalaenopsis equestris, 2761 nucleotides long. RefSeq lists its product as uncharacterized. Lineage: Eukaryota; Viridiplantae; Streptophyta; Magnoliopsida; Asparagales; Orchidaceae. Bases 184 to 2604 code for a protein of 806 amino acids. The record is from RefSeq and is a predicted model, not a curated record. The transcript is spliced from 11 exons.
UCUCCGCCACACAAGCGGACACAGGCAAACCCCACUUUCCCUCAUCGAGUCAUUUCCGCCAUUAAGGUAUGAGGAAUCAACGAACCUGCACAGAAAAAUGACGAAUUCUCUUAUUAAAUUACCAUGGAGGAUUCCCCUCCACAAACGUUAUAGCAGUUUAAGAAUUGAAGACGCGAAGACAAAAUGGCAGGGGAGGAGAUGACUAAACAGAGUAGUGGAAGGAGAAGAAGCACUAGAGCUGGUUCUACUCCGUUUGCGAACGUCAAUGGGGGAGGAGUCCUUCUCCUACUUGGCGCGGCUGCUGGAGCACUUUUGGCGUCGGCGUUUGCCGCUCAUCGGAUUCGUGCCCAUAAGAGGAGAAGAGGAUCGACUACGGAGGGGAUUCAGAGGGAUUCUUGUGAGCAUCUUGGUUCCCAUGAAGCGAAGGAGCUCGUGGUUAACAAAGAAGGGGCGGGGGAUGAAGCUAAUGGAGAGGAAGGAGUGGUCGAGGUGAAUUCCCAUGAAAAUCUCGAUGCAUGUGUUCAAAUUUCUAAGGUUGAUCAAACAGAACUAGAUUUUUAUCUGAUAGAAGAAAGGAAAGGAGAAGUUGUGGAGAGAAGCCCGGCAACAGAUAUGGAACUAGUUGAUGGAGAAUAUGGCAAACUUGCUGGUUGUAUAGACUCGAGUGCAGAUAACUGUUCUUCUCUAGCGAAUAUCUGCGGCAAUUUGGAAAUUGACAGCAGUUUGGGAGAAGCACUAUUAAGGUACGAUGAUGAUAAAUUGGUGGCUGUUAUUGUCAGAGAAAAGCGCAAAAUUUCAUCCUUAUUUAACAAAGAAGAUGAUGAAGAAGAUGACAAAAGUGCUAACAAAGUGGAAUGGAGUGAGAGGAAAGAAAUUGAAACAAAAAAUACUUCAUCAAUUUUUUGUUCAGAGCAAUCCAGACUGCUGGAGGUGAAUACCUUUGAUGAUCUUCAUUGCAAUCUUGAAUUUUUGAAUUUUGUUAAGGGGGAAUUAGAUAUUUAUUUUGAUGAUAAAAUGGCAAAAAGUAGCUUGGCAAAAGAAUAUGAGCUAGGGGAUGGAGUAGAAGGAGAACUAGCAAAGAUUGGUUCUUCUCCAGCGAAUGUAUACAACGAUUUGGGGAUUGAUAGCAGUUUGGGAAAAGUUCAAUUAAGGCAUGAUGUUGAACAAUUGGUCACUGAUAUCGUCAGCAAAGAGAUUGAAAACCCAUUUAUAAAUAGAAAAGAAGAUGAAGAAGAUAGCCAAAAGCCUUACAUAGAGGAGGGGGCUGAGAGGGAGGAAUUAGAAGGAGAAAUCACUCAUUCGAACCUCAAUAUAGAAGAACUGUGUUUACCUGAGGUAGGAGCAACGAGCACCAUGGCUAGUAGUCAGAAGGAAGCUUGCCAAAAUUUGGAAAUGGUUGAAGCAAUAGAAGAAAGAAAAUUCGAAGAUGAUUUAGUGGAUGAGAUGCACAAUUCUAUUCUAGAAUUCGUUUUUUCAAGAUCCAUAGAAAUGGAAAAAAUCUCUCCUUUUGGCGAUCAAGAUGAAAUCAAUUCAUUAAUCGAGGAUAUAAAGCCAUUUUUUGGAUCAAGUGUUGAAGCAAAAAUGGCAUUGGAUAUGACAAAGAAUGAUUCAGGCAAACACCUGAUAAUGGAAGACAAAUUUGUCCUGGACAGUGGUUCUUUCAAAGAUGUUUUGAGGGAAGAUAUUUUAAGUUUUGAACAUGAAAAUGAGAAUGAAGAUGGAUCUGAUGAAAAAAUGGUAGAGGGAUCAAGAGAUUUAUGUGAGCGAACAGUCGCUCUUCCCCAUGAGUCGAGUGUAUCAAUACUUUCAGAACCUGAGGAAAAUAGUUGUAAGGACUUGAUUAUGGUUAUGACUAAAGAGGAUGUUCCAUUGAUAACUCAUAAUUAUGGUAUCGCACAUAUUGAAGAAGACAACAUGGAGCUCGAAGAAAUUUACUCCCCAUUAGAUGAUGAAGGAGUUGAGGGAUCUAUCCAUAAAAUUCAAGGAGCCAAGGCCUGCAUUCAUGACAACCCAACAAUGUUUAUAAUGAUGGAAGAGAAGAUUCAGCAGCAAAAUAAUGUUCUAUGUGACCUUAAUGCUUCCAUUCAAAAAGAGACGACUGAAGAAAAUCUGUCAGAUGGUUUCAUAAAAAAUGUGGAAUCAUCAGAAACUGAAGAGAAUCUUAGAGAACAUAAAGAAUGCUCUUUAACUGAAUCCAAUACAGUUCAAUUCUCACCGGAACAUGAUAAUUUGAUGGCAUUCAAUGAAAGUCCACCUAUUCAAUUCCAAGGUAUAGAACCAAUUGAAAGAGAAGAGAAAGCACGUAUAGAAGAUUGCGACGAAGAAGAUGAAAUUUUAAAGCUCUCUUUUGAUGUUGUGGAUAAUGGAGGAAAGAUACUGGCUGAAUUGGUUGAUGCGGAUAGGGAGAACCAAUGUCAAGUAGAAGGCCAUGGAAGUAAUGUUUCGAGUGAAGGAAAGCAACAAAUUGCAGUAAAGAAAGUGAAGGGAAUAGAUUACAUGUUCCUGGUAACCGCCAUAGCAAUAGUUUUCACAUUUUUGAUUUUUCUCUAUACGAAAGAUUUUAUCACCAGAACCACCAUUUUGGAAAAUUUUAUCACAGGCUAAGCAUCCUGUUUCUAUCAACAAAUUUUGAGAGGUAAUUAUGUGUAAUUUUCUUUUUCUGAACUUCUGCAGCAAGCAAGUAGUGUAAAAUGGGGUUGUGGAGUUGGUAUUACAAUUUCCUCUCACAUACCACACAAUUGUUAUGUAUUUACAAAGCUUA